AUGUUAGCAGCCGUGUUGUGCGUUUUGAUCGCAAUAUUCUCCAUACUCCUCUGGCACCUGAAUGAAAGGAGCAAAUUUUUUCGAAAACUGAAUAUUGCCGGUCCUCCGCCAACACUGCUGUUCGGGAACUAUUUGCAAAUGAAACAGAAAUCGUGCAAAUUUGAAGCCAUCCAGGAAUGGACGCAGCAGUACGGAAAAGUGUUCGGUUACAUGGAAGGGGGCAAACCCGUGCUGGUGAUCAGCGACGUGGAUAUGGUCGAGGAGGUGCUGGUCAAGAACUUCAGCAACUUUUACAGCCGAAGAACGCGUCCGAUUCGACUGGGAUGCCUGGACAGCGAAAAGGUGAACGUAUUCAGCGCCAACGGCUAUCGCUGGAAACGCCUCCGAAUGCUCAGCACACCGGCAUUCAGUCCGUCGAAACUCAGACAGAUUGCACGAGAUCCCGAUAUACUGAAGAAGAACCUACUUGAGACCAUGCUGGUUUCAUCGAUCGACCGAGAUUACAAAUCAAUUGCAAAGUUGGAACAUCUAAACUUUCACGACGACCCUACCAAAGAGGGAAAGCUCGGAAAAGUUUUAACGAACGAAGAGGUAAUUCAGCAAUGCAUCAUUUUCAUGCUGGCCGGAUACGAAACGUCCAGCACCACGUUGGCAUACGUGACAUAUUUGCUAACAUUGUAUCCGGAAUGCCAGGCCAUUCUGACGGCUGAGGUGGACGAAAACUUCCCUGGUGGCAAAGAGCCAACGUCUGACAGCAUUAAGGACCUCGUAUAUGCCGAAUGCGUGAUCAAGGAAACUCUGCGUCUGUAUCCAGUAGCUGCCGAGGUGGUCGGUCGAAUAUGCAGCAAAACGUGUGAAAUCAAGGGCGUUACUAUACCCGAUGGGGUGACGGUCGUCGUAGACGUUUGGUCGUUACAUCGCGACAAAGAAAUCUGGGGACCAGACGCUGACGAAUUCAAGCCGGAGCGUUUUGUAAACCAGGACAAAAGAAUGGAAUCGGCAUGGAUUCCCUUCGGAUCUGGUCCGAGGAUUUGUAUAGGCAUGCGCUUGGCGAUGAACGAAAUGAAAAUGGCACUGGUGAAGAUUUUUCAGAAGUUCACAUUCGAAAUGUCGCCGCUGAGUGAAGUAAGUAGUUGAUG
Messenger RNA from Soboliphyme baturini, 1139 nucleotides. The record is from the annotation of a GenBank genome assembly. NCBI's taxonomy places the organism in Eukaryota, Metazoa, Nematoda, Enoplea, Dioctophymatida, Soboliphymatidae.